Saccharomyces mikatae IFO 1815 is the source of this 1053-nucleotide messenger RNA. It is a transcript of the gene POL32, whose product is annotated as DNA polymerase delta subunit POL32. NCBI's taxonomy places the organism in Eukaryota, Fungi, Ascomycota, Saccharomycetes, Saccharomycetales, Saccharomycetaceae. The transcript has a single exon. The coding region runs from base 1 to 1053 and encodes 350 amino acids. The record is from RefSeq and is a predicted model, not a curated record.
AUGGAUCAAAAAGUGUCAUCUUUCAUCAAUGAGAAACUGUUCACUGAGGUAAAACCAGUACUUUUCACCGACUUAAUUUAUCAAUUGAAGGUGGGCCCAUCCAUGGCCAAGAAAUUGAUGUUUGACUAUUACAAGCAGACCACUAAUGCUAAAUAUAACUGUGUAGUAAUUUGCUGCUAUAAAAACCAAACAAUCAAAAUUAUACAUGAUGUUGGAAAUAUUCCAGAGGAAGAUUCAAUAAUCGAUUGCUUUAUUUUUGCUUUCAAUCCAAUGGAUGCUUUUUUACCACAUUACAGUAUCAUCAAUCAAAAGGAUUGCUUAACCAUAGAAAAUCCAUAUGAACUCAAAGUACGAGAAUCAUUGAAAAUCAUAGAACGAACUAAGACCUUAGAAGAGAAAUCCAAACCCUUGGUAAGGCCUACAGCAAGAUCAAAAACCACGCCAGAAGAAACAACUGGUAAGAAAUCCAAAUCUAAAGACAUGGGUCUCAGAUCAACAGCACUACUGGCCAAGAUGAGAAAGGAUAGAAAUGACAAAGAAAUGUCUAGGCAGAACGAACUACGCAAAAGGAGAGAGGAAAACAUAGAGAAGAUAAAUAAAGGAAACCCCGAAAGAGAAGCUCAAAUGAAGGAAUUAAAUAACCUGUUUGUCGAAGAUGAUCUAGAUGAUGAAGAACCUAAUGAAGGGUCUCAUUCUAAUCUACCUGAACAGACUCUCACCGAUGACAGGAAAAAAAGCAAUAAUGACUUGGAAGACUUGCUGGAAACAACAGCAGAAGAUUCACUUAUGGAAGUACCAAAAAUACAUCAAACGAAGAUACCGGAAGCCGAAGAUUUAAAAGAACCUAAGUUUGAAGAAGAAAGGUCCUCCUUUGUCGAUGAGGAUGGAUACAUUGUUACCAAGAGGCCCGCAACUUCCACGCCUCCCCCCAAACCAUCUCCGGCGACUAGAAGAGCACUAUCUUCUUCGAAAGAACAAGAAACGCCAUCAUCAAACAAAAGACUAAAAAAACAAGGGACUUUAGAAAGCUUUUUCAAAAGAAAAACUAAAUAA